AGAAUUAAAACCAACAAAACAUAACUUGUAUGACUCGGUGUCAAAAGUGAGAAAGUCAGAUUCAUAUUUCACGAUGCAUUCAAAUGCUCUGGUCAGACAUUCAAAAGAAACAUCAAACAUAUCAGCAAAUGUUAUUUUUGCUCAUUACAAAUGAAAAUCAGGGUCAUGAGGGCGUGGCUGGAAAAUGAAUGUGAAGCCACAGGAUCUAGUCUAGAGACGCGCCCUGACCUCUUUCUCAGCAGCUUUUGCUACAAGCUCAUUCUCAGAGACAGUUACAUAAACAUUCAGGAAAAGCAGAUUCAGAAUUCUGACUUCCUGUGUCUUCUUCCAGAUCUUGAGGAUGUACAACAACUCGUCCCACUUCUCCUCUGGCUGUACCUCGUUUAGCCUCGUCGAUAUAGACGUUGUUGUUGCAUGCCUCUUCCUGGUUCUUUUCCCCGUCGCCUUGUUGCUGAACGGGGUGGCGCUGUGGGUUUCUUUGCACCUCCAGUCCCUUUCCACUUUCAUAGUGUACCUUAAAAAUCUGCUGAUGGCUGACCUGCUCAUGACCAUGACAAUGCCUCUGAUAGCAGCAAGCAUGCUUCCUGGAGCCACGUCUGAGCUGAAGGUCUUCAAUUGCCGCUACGCUGGCGUUGUUUUCUACACCAGCAUGUACACAAGCAUCACUUUGAUGGGUCUCAUCAGCCUGGACCGCUUCUUCAAGAUUGUUCAGCCAUGUGGGAAGGUGUUGGGGCAGAACGUGAUGUUCAGUGUGAUAAUGUGCUCCGUGGUUUGGGUGGCUUUAUUUGGCGGCACAGCUUUUCCACAUUUCAUUCUGACAGACCAGGCUCCUAAUAAUCGAUCAGCGAGUUUCUGCAUGGCCCUGAAAAGUCCAGCUGGGACGGCUCUUCACAGCUACGUGGUGGCAUUAAUGGAGUUGCUUUUCUGGCUUGUCUGCUCUCUGGUUGUUUUCUGCUACAGUUGCAUCACAAUGAAAGUCCUGCAGUCUUUCAGAAACUCUGGAAGCAACAACAGGCAGGGGAAGAAGAAAACCAAUCGGCGAGUCUUCCUGAUCCUUCUUGUGUUCUUCGUGUGCUUUGUUCCUCUGCAUUUCCUGCGCAUUCCUUAUACUCUUUAUCAAAUUUUCCACAUUAGUGUCUGUCGUCAGAAAUGGGUGCUGAUAUUACACAAGUUCUCUGUCUGGGUCGCUUCCUCAAACGCCAUCUUGGACCCUUUUCUGUACAUCUACUUGUGCAAAGACUACAGAGAAAAGCUGAUUGACUUGAUGAAAGGCUGCGGUAUCGACGUUCAACGCUAGCAAAGCAAGAAGAAUCCCAUUUGAAAACUGCAAAAACUGCCUUCUAAAAAGUAACAAAAGCCUUGUUUUUAGACAUUUAUCUUAUUUUUGGUCUAAAAAGAAAAAAAAUUCUAAAAAUAUAAUUACUUAAAAUGAGGUUCACAUUCCUAAAUAUGAUUCAAAUUUUCUUGUUUUGAUUAAAAGAAAAUCUGCCAAUAGGGUGAGCAAAAGUUACGUGGAUAGAAGUCUUAAAGUCAAGCUAGGCAGCUUUUCUUGAUAGACCCUUUACAAAGUUAAUGAAACGCCUCUCAGACCUUAGCACCCCUUGUGGCCAGAAAACGGCAUUUGCAACUUCAGAGUGCCGGUCCGGUCUGUGGACAAAAAUGGAGCUGACAUACCUGACGCUGCAGUCUGCUUCCGGCACGUUUCCUGCAGGUUUUAGAUCAUGAACACAGCUGAUUCUUUAGUUCUUCCGGCUCUUGGCGGGUGCAGACGCUUUUUUCCUCCUCUCAUCCAUAUCUUAUCCUCAAGGCCCUUUGUCUGUCUCUGUGUGCUGGGUGCACGGCUGCUUCUGCAUUUUUUGUGGAAACUGGAAACUGAAAUUCACUAAAAUGGAUCUCGUUAUCUGGUGUCUCAACGCGAUUGAUAAAAUUUUUUCAACGAUGAGAACGGGAGAAGGGGCUCCCGGAUGUCCCUCCGGCACAGACCCAGUUGGACACAUAAUGGACUUCUGGAAACAGUGGAACUUGAUCUGUUUAUCUCAGCUGUCUGUGGAGACUCUGAAGAUGUGUGGAUAUUUGUGGUGUUGGUGUCAGGUUUCCUGCUCAUUGACCUUGGAGGCUACCUGGCUUACCGGAAAAUUAACGAGCUGUCGAGGAAUAUUGGCGUGAUCCCGGAGCUCAGAGAUGGUUUGCACCGCGCUGUGAAUUCACAGACUCAAAUAAUUGUCGAGAUGAAUCAUGAGCUUGGGACGUUGGCCGAGAUUAAUUCAUUGGCACAAAAAAUGGAUGCCAUCAAGGAGAGAGUGGACGAAUCAGCACGGAUUGGGAUAGUUUAAUGUCCAUUAUUGGGAUUUUGAGAAGUUGAGGACCAACAAACUGUAAGACAGAGGAAAUUAUCUCUGUCUGGCCCCAAAACAAUGUCUAAUCGGAAUAUGGCGUCCUUGAGCCUGCAAGGCUCCAACGAAAACUCCCCCCUCAUAAGAUAUGUGGAAUGUGCCAUCGAUAUGGCAACUCAACUCUGUCUCCUUUCCCAGCCUGGGUGAGACUGCGGGAAGGCCGCUGAAGCGUCCAGGGUCACUGCAACCCUUCAACCCUCAAUGCUCCUCCCCCUAUCCACACUGAGGUGACAUGCACUGCUUCUAUCGUGGCUGCAGGAACUGAAGUGUGGAUAGUCCCAACCCACCACCCCACCUAGUGGACACUUAUGUUGUGUAAUGUCUGAAGUCUGUUGCAUAUCUGUCUGAGGUGUUUUUUUUUGUUGUUGUUGUUGUUUUUGCAGAGCAAAGCUGCCCUCCCGGUGGAGGGUAAGUCUGAAGUGGCUUUUUUUUCCUCCACCUGAACCAGUCCUCAUGUAACCCCUCUUAUCUCUAUUAAGGUAGCGCGACUCAGGGUUGCGAAUGACCACAGUCACCAAUUCUUGUCAAGUGUCUUACCCUUGUAUGUCUGAUCUCUGAAUUGUGUGUACUGAAACUCUAAUUUUCCUCUGGGAUUAAUAAAGUAUCUUUGAUUGAAUCACUCCUGUAGACGCUAAUGAAGGCUGGGGAGACAUUUCAGCUGUUAAUUAAGGUGCUGAAGACAAACGCACAGCGAGAAGAUAGGUUUGCUUUCAGUUCUACAAAUGGGAGCUAGAGGGUGCUAAAAGCAAGCCAAAACUGCUUAGUUCUUUAAAACUAGCAAAUAAAUCACAGUUUUGAUUAUUUUGCACAUUUAUUUUAGAUGAGACACCACAUAAGAUUUAUUUUUUCUUUUUAGACAAAAAUAUGAUAAAAUGUCUAAACAUAAGGCUUUUUUAGAAAUCCGUUUUUGCAGUGUAAAACUAGGAGUUAAUUGUAGGAAAAGAUGCACAUGAAAAGAAACUCUCAUCAGACAGAAAGAGCUGGUUUUGAAAUGUUGUGUUGCACAGCCAUCUAGUGACCUAACUCAGACCAACAUCUAUAUAUGCAAAAACAUACAUCUGCAGAGGAGUUCUUUGGUUAGAUGGCUCAAAGUCCAUCUUAACAAAUGUUAUUAUGCAUGCAAUAGCUUAUAAAGUGGAUAAUAUAGAACAGCAAAGCAUAUACCUGAGAGAUAACUGUUUCAGAAAACCUUUGCACAAAAUGAAAAUAUCAAGAGUUACAUGUGAAAAAUGAAAAAGUACAAUUAGAUUUUCACCAAAGAUCACAGAUCUUACAGGUGUGGUUCACUGAAAAACCAUUAUGUGAUGAUUAUUUCUGAUUAUAAUGAGCCACUCUGAGUCUUUCAUGCAGGUUGAACAUGAAGAUAGUCUCCUACACCUAUCUCCUGCAUUAUCAUCUGAUAGAAAAAAGAUUAUGAAACUUUGAAAAUCCUGAACAUGUGAUGUCUGUUUUUGAUAAAAACCAUUAAAAGCUUUCCCUAUUUUUGCAUACAUCCUGAUAAAUUAUCCUUUUUGUCACAGCUGGAACUUGAAUUUGUUUGAUAUGAAAAUCAGCAGUGGCUGUCCUGUCAUCGCAGUCAGAUGGAUCAUUUCAUAACUUUGUGUUUGAGGAGAAAGAAUCCGAUCAUCAUUUGUAAGUUUCUAUCUACUAUCAGUCUGUAAACAUGCUACUCAGCUUACAUUAUGUUAUAGAUUGUACGACCAUUUUUUAAAAUGUUACUUUAUGAAAGAAUCAGAACUAUUAGAAAUGUGGGACUUACAAAUGUUGUACAGAUAAGUUUAAACAGAAAUGUGGGUUUUUGCUUAUUUCAGUAAUUAAAUACAUUUAUAAUGAACCAUGAUGAUUAUUUAUGAUGAUUAUUAUGAACCUUGUAAUAAACAGUAAAAAGAGUUUAUUAAAAAUGAUUAUUUUAAA
Molecule: messenger RNA, 4307 nt
Organism: Nothobranchius furzeri (turquoise killifish)
Lineage: Eukaryota; Metazoa; Chordata; Actinopteri; Cyprinodontiformes; Nothobranchiidae
Source: RefSeq, a predicted model, not a curated record